AUGGCGGCGACGGUAGCCCACGCGAGCCACGUUCCGAACCAGGUUGGAGGAGGACUGUCAAAGAUGAUGGGUGGCGGCAGCAGUAAUGGACACAGUCAGGGGCAGCAGCAACAUGCCGACGCUGGGGUUGGACCCAUCACAAGUCGCAAGCUUACACCUCAGGAUUUUCGUGUUGUGAGGACGCUCGGCACAGGUACCUUUGCCCGUGUUUGUCUUGUACGGCCGGCCAACGCCACCGAGGAGGAGCGGGACACGGUCUUUGCUCUCAAGAUUUUGCGCAAAACAGAAGUCAUCAAGCUCAAGCAAAUCGACCACGUUCGCCAUGAGCGCCUUAUCCUCGGUGACGUUGCCGGCCACCCUUUUAUCACAAAUCUCAUCACCUCCUUCUCGGAUCGAGACCACCUGUACAUGCUUCUGGACUACGUCCCCGGUGGCGAGCUAUUCAGCUACCUACGCAAGUUCCGGCGGUUCGAGGAGGAGACGGCACGCUUCUAUGCUGCAGAGAUCGUUCUUGUGCUUGAAUAUCUGCAUGAGCAGCAAGGGAGAGUCGCAUACCGUGAUCUGAAGCCUGAAAACCUUCUCCUAGACCAGGACGGUCAUAUCAAGUUGGUAGACUUCGGCUUCGCCAAGAGGUUAAGCAAUAGCGCUGGGCAACCCAUCGAGACGUAUACCCUGUGCGGAACCCCCGAAUAUCUCGCCCCGGAAGUGAUCCAUAACAAGGGCCACACGACAGCGGUCGACUGGUGGGCACUGGGUAUUUUGAUAUAUGAAUUUCUGACGGGGUACCCGCCGUUCUGGCAUCAGAAUCCUAUUGAAAUCUAUAAACAGAUUGUUGAGAAACCAGUCAUGUUCCCGCAAGAUCCGCCAGUAUCUCCCGAAGCGCAAGAUCUUAUCAGAUCUUUCUGUACCGUAGACCGGUCCCGACGGUUGGGCAACAUCAGCGGAGGGGCCGCCAAGGUCAAAGAGCAUCCCUUCUUUCGGGGGGUUAACUGGGACGACCUCUACCACCGGAAAGUCCGCGGUCCGAUUAUCCCGCCCAUUCGAUAUCCGGGUGACGCGCAAUGUUUCGACAUUUACCCUGAAGACGACGGCAAGCGAGAGACAUAUACGGAAGAUAUGGUCCAAAAAUAUGACCAUUACUUCAAAGACUUUUGA
This is a messenger RNA of Colletotrichum truncatum, 1155 nucleotides long. Lineage: Eukaryota; Fungi; Ascomycota; Sordariomycetes; Glomerellales; Glomerellaceae. The record is from RefSeq and is a predicted model, not a curated record.